GUGGCUCCUUUGCCUUCUCGCGGACCUCCCCGGACCCGCCUCCGGCAGUUGGCCUUUGGUUGGACCCGAUUCGCCAAGGGGCAAAGCCGGGGCCCUGGCGAUCAAGUCCCGGUCUCAGGGUCGAGGUGUUCCCCACACGGACACAGGCUCCAAGAUUGGAGGGCUGAUUUGCCAAGGAACACCCACCCUCCGAAGGUGCUGAGGCUCAGGUGCUGCGCCCCCAGCCAUGCGCUGCCACAGACUGGUUCUGGGUCUGGGAUUCUGCCUGGUGCUGGGCACGGCCCUCUGCGUUCUGUGGGUGUAUGUCGAGAACUGGCUGCCAUUCUCCUAUGUUCCCUAUUAUCUUCCCUGCCCAGAGAUCUUCAACAUGAAGCUGCAGUACAGGGGGCAGAAGCCGUUCCAGCCCGUGGCCCCGUCACAGUACCCUCAGCCCAAGCUGCUGGAGCAAAGGCCCACAGAGCUGCUGACGCUCACGCCCUGGCUCGCACCCAUCGUCUCUGAGGGCACCUUCAACCUGGACCUUCUGCAGCGCAUCUACCAGCCGCUAAACCUGACCACGGGGCUCGCGGUGUUCGCUGUGGGGAGGUACACCCACUUCGUCCAGCACUUCCUGGAGUCGGCCGAGCAGUUCUUCAUGCGCGGCUAUCGAGUGUGCUACUACGUCUUCACCGACGACCCCGAGGCCAUUCCCCCGGUGCCGCUGGGCCCCGGCCGCCUCCUCAGCGUCAUCCCCGUCCAGAAGCACUCCCGCUGGGAGGAGAUGUCCACGCGCCGGAUGGAGACCAUCAGCCAGCACAUCGCCCGGAGGGCGCACCAGGAGGUGGACUACCUCUUCUGCGUCCAUGUGGACAUGGUGUUCCGGAACCCCUGGGGCCCUGAGACCCUGGGCGACCUGGUGGCCGCCAUCCACCCGGGCUACUACGCUGUGCCCCGCCAGCAGUUCCCCUAUGAGCGCAGGCAUGUCUCCACUGCCUUUGUGGCAGACACCGAGGGGGACUUCUAUUAUGGUGGGGCAGUCUUUGGGGGACGAGUGGACAGGGUGUACGAGUUUACCAGGGGCUGCCACAUGGCCAUCUUGGCGGACAAAGCCAACGGCAUAAUGGCGGCCUGGCGGGAGGAGAGCCACCUGAACCGCCGCUUCAUCUCACACAAACCCUCCAAAGUGCUGUCCCCUGAGUACCUCUGGGAUGACAGGAAGCCCCGGCCACCCAGCCUGAAGCUGAUCCGCUUUUCUACCUUGGACAAGAACACCAACUGGCUACGGAGCUGACGGUAGAAUUGGGGCUGCCAUGGAUGGGAACCCAAGCCCUGCAGCCAGCUCGCCCCAGAGGGCACCCAGCUCGCCCCGGCUUGCCAGUGCCUUUCUUCUAAGCCUUA
Molecule: messenger RNA, 1377 nt
Organism: Molossus molossus (Pallas's mastiff bat)
Lineage: Eukaryota; Metazoa; Chordata; Mammalia; Chiroptera; Molossidae
Gene: GBGT1
Product: globoside alpha-1,3-N-acetylgalactosaminyltransferase 1 (FORS blood group)
Exons: 7
Coding region: 227-1270 (347 amino acids)
Biological process (GO): carbohydrate metabolic process
Cellular component (GO): Golgi apparatus; membrane; vesicle
Molecular function (GO): globoside alpha-N-acetylgalactosaminyltransferase activity
Source: RefSeq, a predicted model, not a curated record